Aphidius gifuensis is the source of this 3320-nucleotide messenger RNA. It is a transcript of the gene Atg6, whose product is annotated as beclin-1-like protein. Bases 2028 to 3320 code for a protein of 430 amino acids. The transcript has 6 exons. The record is from RefSeq and is a predicted model, not a curated record. Lineage: Eukaryota; Metazoa; Arthropoda; Insecta; Hymenoptera; Braconidae. Gene Ontology annotation, cellular component: phagophore assembly site; phosphatidylinositol 3-kinase complex, class III, type I; phosphatidylinositol 3-kinase complex, class III, type II. Gene Ontology annotation, biological process: autophagy; cellular response to nitrogen starvation; autophagosome assembly.
CCAAUCCAUUGGUUUCCUCGGUAUGCAUAAGGAGUUUUCCUCACGUUAUUAUACUUCACAGUCCAGCCACCAGCACCAAUUUUUGCACAAGUUUCAAAGUAGGCCAAUGACCCAGCUGACCCUGAUAAUGGCCCUGGUGAACCUGGUCCAGAUGCACGUGCACCAACACCAUUUGAGUUUGGAUUAGCAAGCGUCCAAGUUUUAGCAUAGAAUGGUACACCAAGAUUCAAUUUUCUAGCUGGGCAACCAUUAUUAAUCCAGUAUGACACACCAGCACUCUAAAGGAGAGUAAAUUUUUUAAUUUUUUAAAAACACUCUGAUUUUUUAAAUAACAAAUUGGUAUACUUUUUUUACCACGACAUUUAUUUAUUAAAAAAUUUAUUUAGAUGACUUACAACAGUGUCCUUGUCAUUUGCUCCAGGUCCAUAUAGACCAGCUUGCAUGCCAGUUACAGGAUCCUCUGCAUUAUGAAGAUCAUAAGCCAUUAAAUUAACAAAAUCUAGAUUGUUGCAAACUCCUCUGAUAUCGUACGAAGGCCUGGCAGUCCAUUCGGAUGAUGGAACAGCAGCCGUCAAGAGAUAUCGAUUGCCAAAACUAUUUUUGAAUUCUCUUACAAAAGCAGUAUAAUUUGGAACAUCUUGGGGACUUGCACCGUUACCUUGAGCAGGAUAUUCCCAAUCAAGAUCAAGACCAUCAAGGUUGUGGUUUUUCAUAAAUCUAAUCGAAUUUUGGAUAAACUGUCCUCGAGAAUUCGGUGAUGAAACAAGUCUUGAAAAUCUUUUUGAUCCUUCCGCACCUCCUCCAACUGCCACCAUUGUCUUGAGAUUUCGAUUUAUGUUUUUUAGAGCUCGGAGUUUAUUGAUACCAUCUGUUCCUCUCUCUGGUAAUUUUAUGUCAUUAUUAUCAGUAAGACCAACAAAAGAAUAUAUCACGUGGGUGCAAAGAUUUGCAUCAACGUUGUCAAUGUCAAAUCUUGCACGACCUGGGCGACCAAUUGUCCAAUCGGCAACGUAACAGACGACAUUUUCUAUUAAAAAAAUAAUGAAAAAAUUAAUUGGAUAAUUACAUAAAUAAUUGGAUGAUUUGAUGCUUAACUUACUUGCAUGAGUUGUGACAACACUUGCUUCUAAAACGACAGCCAACAAAAAUAUUACUCCUCGCAUUUUUAUAGUUUUUUUAAUUGUCAAUCCAACCGGGUGAAUAAUAAGUUUUAAUGAGCAACUGUACUCAUUUGAAAUCUAUUCAACAACUGAACUAUAUUGAUCGUGAUUAUAUAUAACAUAAAGUUUUUUUUAUCUAUUCUUACAUCAACAUACAGUAUUUAGCUACGCAGUAUCUGAGAGUUUAAAGUGUAUUAGUUGAUCGCGGAAAAGUAUACAGAUGACCUUGAUUAGAUAAUAGGAUAGAAAAAGUAAAAAUAUUGAAAUAUAAACAAGUAAUUAAUUGGAAAUUUAAACUAGUAGAAAAUGACUUAAACAAAUCGUUUGAAAAACUAAAAAAAUACGUGUAAUUAUCUAUCUAAGAACACCACCAGCUUGAGCUCAUUAUUCAUGGACCCCAUCGAUUUUUAAUUAAGCCAUUAAAAAAGGGGAAAAAAAAAAGAAAAUACAAGAUACAGAUUGAAAAAUAUGAAGGUUUAUAUUUUUCAAAUUCUCCUAUAUUUUUAUUAUUAUUAACUCGAAGAAGUUAAUUUAAUAAACAUUGAUUGAUUUUCUAUAGAAUUUUAAAUUUUUUAUUUCAAAUACCGGCUUGUUAUUGGUUGAGAUAUUUGUGCAGCUGCGCACCAAUCACAAAUCAAUUCCGAUGACAGACUAUCUUCUAGGGACUCUACAAAAAAUGGCUAAAAAAAAUAAUACUAAAAAAAAAAAUUAAAGUCAAUGUUUUGGUAACAACAGUAACAACAAUACAUAUCAGCUGACAACUUAUAAUCGUCAUAAUAGUAUUAUUUAUAAACUCUCUAAACACAAUAACAAAAGAAAAAAAAAAAACAAAAACGUCAAGUCUGCCUGAUAGUUAAUUAAACAAAAAUGGUUGAUAUUAAAAGUAAUGUUAGUUUUUCUUGUCAAAGAUGUUUACAACCUUUAAAAUUAGACUCAAGUUUUGAUCAACUUGGUGAACAUACAUUGGCUGAAUUAUCACUUCCAAUACAACAACAGGUUGUUGGUGAAAUUGAACAACAAAUUGGAAGUCUUGAAAAUUUAGUGCCACCAUUUAGACUGACUGAAUCAGCAAAUGGUACAAAUGGUUUUAUGUUGGUUGGUGAUUCAGGUGAAACAGAGAGUUUAAGUCAUCAUUUACGUGUACGUGCAACAUUAUUUGACAUAUUGAGCAGUACAAGUGCUGCUGAUCAUCCAUUGUGUGAUGAAUGUACUGACAGUUUGUUGAUGUUGAUGGAUCAACAAUUGCGAUUAACAGAAGGUGAAUGGUCAGAUUAUUGUGAAUAUUCAAAAAAACUAGAAGAAGAAGAUCAACAACAAGGAAAUGAAAAUUUAGAAUUAAUUAAUUUAACAAAAGAAUUAGCUGAUGUUAAAGCUGAAGAAGAAAGAAUGAUUCAAGAAUUAGAAGCAUUAAGAAAAGAAGAAGCUGUUACGAGAAAUGCAAUUGCUGAACAGGAACAAGAACGAGACAGAUUGCAGAAUGAAGAACGAAGAUAUUGGAAAGAAUAUUCAAGACACAGAAGAGAUCUUAUUUUAGCUGAAGAUGAGUGUCGAAGCUUAGAGUGUCAACUUGCUUACACAUCAUCACAACUUGAAAGACUAAAAAAAACAAAUGUAUUUAAUGCGACAUUUCAUAUUUGGCAAUCUGGACAUUUUGGUACAAUUAAUUCAUUUAGACUUGGACGUUUACCAAGUGCACCAGUUGAUUGGAGUGAAAUAAAUGCAGCAUGGGGACAAACAACUCUAUUAUUAACAUCACUUGCUAGAAAAAUGAAUUUAACAUUUCAACGUUUUCGUCUUGUACCAUUUGGUAAUCAUAGUUACAUUGAAGUUUUAGAUCAAAAAAAAGAAUUACCAUUAUAUGGCAGUGGAGGAUUUAAAUUUUUAUGGGAUACUAAAUUUGAUGCAGCAAUGGUUGCUUUUCUUGAUUGUCUUCAACAAUUUAAAGAACAAGUUGAAAAAGGUGAUAGCGGUUUUUGUUUGCCUUAUAAAAUGGAUAGAGGAAAAAUUGAAGAUUCAGCAACUGGAAAUUCUUAUUCAAUCAAAAUUCAAUUUAAUUCUGAAGAACAAUGGACAAAGGCACUUAAAUUUUUGUUAACAAAUUUAAAAUGGGGCCUUGCUUGGGUCAGUUCACAAUUUACAAAAGAUGAAUCUGAACAAUAA